AUGAGAUCCAAGGCCCCCCUGCCACGAAGUGGGACGAUAAAUGUCAACUACCGAGUCCAGUGUAACUCUUGCGAAGCUAACUACGUCGGAGAGACAGGCAAACGGUUACAAAUCCGCGUUGACGAACACAUACGGGCAGUGAGGAGAGUGGAUCCAUUGUCUCUGGUGGCGGAACACUGCGCGGACUUUGGACACACUUUCGCCUUCCAGGGCGCCAAAAUUCUGGGUCGAGGCAAUGACCGCGUAGCCAGGGAAACAAUCGAGGCAUGGCACACGGAGACUACCUCAAUAAACCGUUGUGCCGCCCUUCCAGCAGCCUACGAAGCCCUCCGGACGCAGUUCAACGAACGAAAUGGCAAGCGCGAAGUCAGGCUAGACCUGAAUCUAAACACGGGAGAGCGUACGACGGACCUACACUUAGCCACACCACAGAUCGGGCCCGACGAAGACGGAGUCAUCAAUACUGUUGCCUCAACUACUACUCCGGAAGACGGAGAGAAACGCGGUCAGAGGGAUGCAAUCAAGACUAGCAACCCAGGACGGCAACUUAGGUCAACGCGAAUGCGGGUGAUGGCCACCAAAGUUCAAAUGCCGGCCCCCGCCGAGAGACAGCAGAGUGACAGCAGUCACCCUCACUCCCGCUCUGCCCCGGCGACUACAGAGACGAUCCCUGCGCGUAUGUGGGCCAUUAGCGCCAUAGCCGAUUAA
Messenger RNA from Spirometra erinaceieuropaei, 708 nucleotides. NCBI's taxonomy places the organism in Eukaryota, Metazoa, Platyhelminthes, Cestoda, Diphyllobothriidea, Diphyllobothriidae. The record is from the annotation of a GenBank genome assembly.